Molecule: messenger RNA, 306 nt
Organism: Penicillium brevicompactum
Lineage: Eukaryota; Fungi; Ascomycota; Eurotiomycetes; Eurotiales; Aspergillaceae
Product: fungal specific transcription factor domain-containing protein
Exons: 2
Coding region: 1-306 (101 amino acids)
Source: RefSeq, a predicted model, not a curated record
AUGAGCAGUUUCACCAAGCUAGGCAGCCAAUGGGAUGGGGGUCCGCAUAUUGCAUUGGUCUUUGUUGGGGGCGCAAGAUCCCUGCGGCUCACGCGCCGUGAUGUGACUGCACCGUGGCAUUCACUAUGCAGGAAGGAAGAGCGCCGGCGCUUAGGGUGGUCUAUUUGGGAGCUCGAUGUUUUUGCUGCCGCUAUUGGACAUCGUCGGCCAACUGUCGACAAACGGAACAUGCAGGACAUCCUUUCUGUCUCUGAUGGGAAAUGGUUCUCAAAUACUCCGUACGUCAUUGGAGUCUGCUAUCGUUGA